CAAAGUCAGCACAGGCAGGCAGGAAACGGGCCGUCAGUAGAACCCACACCAGGAACGUGGCUCUCCCCAUCGCGGUGCUGGAGCCGGACGUAUCCACACUGACUGAGCGUGGAGACAGAAGCUGAGCCCACACCUGCUUCUUUUGCAGGCAGGGCCUUUCAUAGCAAUAUCCUACUACUGAGCACAGCCAAGAUGCUCCAGAAGCCGGGAUGCAGCCAAUGGUCCCCGGAGAACAGAGACGAGCCCCCGGACAGAACAUGUCACCUCUAUGACGGUUACAUAGAGACGAGAGAGGAGAUCUACGAGCCUGCAGACGGCGAGAGAGGAAACACAGCUGAUGGUCUGCCGAGCCAGAACCGGCCUUGGAGCCACAGACGGUGGCUUCCUGUGGACCGGGCUCGACGGAUGGAGGAGGUUUGGAUGCAGCUGCUACUUCACGUCCUCUGAGGCUAAGACGUGGUCUGAAGGCAGGAGAGAGUGUACGGAAGGGAAAGGAUCAGACCUGGUGGUGAUCAACAGCAGAGAGGAGCAGGACUUUGUCUCUGGGCUGAUGGAACAUGACGAGUUCUGGAUCGGACUGAGGACGACUGGGAACAAACCCGUCUUCAAAUGGGAGUGGGUGGAUGAGUCACCGCUGACAGAAACGUUCUGGGCGGGUCUGUCCGUCCCACCCACAGAACUCUACGUGGCAGCCUACUCUGACCGACAGGGGAAGCUCACGCAGAGUAAAUAUGAUGGUGGUGGUGCUAAACGGUUCAUCUGUGAGAAGUAGCUCUGACAAUAAACUCUGACUCAGA
Messenger RNA from Betta splendens (Siamese fighting fish), 797 nucleotides. RefSeq names its product C-type lectin domain family 4 member A-like. The record is from RefSeq and is a predicted model, not a curated record. The coding region runs from base 338 to 772 and encodes 144 amino acids. NCBI's taxonomy places the organism in Eukaryota, Metazoa, Chordata, Actinopteri, Anabantiformes, Osphronemidae. The transcript is spliced from 5 exons.